Uranotaenia lowii is the source of this 12086-nucleotide messenger RNA. RefSeq names its product zinc finger-containing ubiquitin peptidase 1-like. The record is from RefSeq and is a predicted model, not a curated record. The transcript has 6 exons. Lineage: Eukaryota; Metazoa; Arthropoda; Insecta; Diptera; Culicidae. Bases 1029 to 3398 code for a protein of 789 amino acids.
UAUCGUUUUCAUUUACAAGGUCCAUCCGACCAUAGGAGAGUGUUGGCAAAAAUAUGUUGCUAUUUCCUGAAAACCGCGGAGAACUUUGUUGUUGUAGAUUAAAUACACAUCUCCCAGUCCCUCAUCAUCGAAUCAUAUCAUACGAUACGACAUGAAUCCUAUGUUGGUGUGGUGCUGCUCUAGUAAAAAGUAUGCUCUUUGGCAGCCAACAACAAGCCGCGAAGAGAGUGAUGAUACCUUCCUUCCAUCGAGCAGCACAUCAUCAGUCAGUACCAUCCGCUCAUUGCUACCGCACGAUUCGAUUCGAGUCCUAUCGGCGCGUCACGGUCUUGUUUCAGAAUUCAGCAGGAAGAUAUAGGGUCAAUAAUAUUCAUUCCUACAUCAUCAAAAAAAAAGUGACGGCGGAACCAUUCGGACAGGAUACAAUGUUCAAAGGAUUAUGCACGAAACGCGAACGAACGAACCACAUCGUCUAGAGAACCUUGAAGAUAGUGUGGUGCUUACAAGCCUCAGGUCACACCGAUUAAUGGCAUUACUCGGGGGAAGGGGAAAAGUGGACGGAUACUAAUCACGGUUUACUACUUUUGCUGAGCCCAGUAGAAUCGAUUUCAACAUUGGUGGAACUGUGUGAAGCGGAUAAUUUGGAAGAGAAAAAAUAAGUCGGGCAAAUACAUAUAUGCCGUAACUGGUCAAUACUGGGUGUCCUACCUUAAUAAUGAUGGUUGUGUGGUGUGCAUGCAUGUUGUGAUAUAAGAAGAGUUCCUUGAACUGUUUCCAACAUUCGAUAUCAGGAUUAAAGUGGGUAAUAGCAGAACUUUCAUGUGGAUUGAAUUAGGCGAAGAUACUCCAAUAACAGUGCUACGGUUACAGUUGGUGGUAUCCUGAAUAAUGGGCGCUACUCCAUGGCAGUGUUGAAUUUUUUCACCCAAGAACACACGAAAAAAUCUUCCUCCAUCCAACCAGGAUUGAUUCUGCAGUGGAUACACACGUGCAGUGCAGAAAGGAAAAGUCAAGCCGAGUAAGAGAACAUGUCACACAAUGGCGCCGCUGGCAGUGCCGAAGGCCAGCAGGGUGGCAGCAGUGCCGCCCGGGAAACGAACGGGAUCUAUCCGAUGCAGGAGCAUUCGUGCGAGAUUUGCGGCAUGUCCGGUCUUUCGGAUGACGCCAUGCGGGAGCACACCCGGCAGUGUCACGUGGAGGGUAGCGUCCAGUGUCCAUUUUGUGGCCUGAGUGGCGUACCGGCAGCCGAGUUGCUGCUGCACGUCAACCAAGCCCAUCUGGACUACCUAACGCCGGAGAACGAACUCAUGAGCUUCAUCGACGACCGAACGCCAAGUGUUGAUGGUGAUUCGGAUUCGAUUUCGGACUGUCGUGGACUUUCGCCGUCGAUAACAUCCGAGCUUUUGACACCGGUUUCAAAUGCCAACGGAAAGCUUCCCCAAUCCGUAGUCACGAAUGGCAUCAGUCAAAUGGCAACUUCGAUAACGAUGACGAACUCGAUGGUCUCCCACAUGAACGGCAGUUCGAAUGGAAGUAGUAGCAGUAGUACCGUAACGAGCAAUAAUAAAACAUGCUCUCUGAUGAGCACUUCCGCUACCAGCACAAGCAGCAGCAAAUCUACUAGUAUUGGAAGUCAUCAGAACGGAUUUGGUGGCACCAGUAGUAUGAGUACUAGUAGUAGCAGCAGUAGCAAUAACCAACUGCCAGGAGCCAUAAGUAAAGCACCAUGGAACAAUUACUAUCAACAGCCCGAAGUGACGAUUACCUGUACAACAAACAACAAAAGCUGUGAUAUGAAUGGAAGUAAGGAUGUGAUGAUGAAUGGUGGUGGUGCUGGAUGUACUGGAGGUGUGUCGGCUUCUGCCAGUGGCUCGACUACCGGAAACGGAACAACGGCAGGCGCUGGGGGUCAGGGCUCACCUCUACGAACACAACUUGGACUGAAGCUCAAAUCUCAUAAGCCUGUAGUGACUACGACUACCAAACCAAGUCCUCUGCAAUGUCUGUUGUGUCCCUACACGACCGAAAAUCCCACGGUUCUAGAAGAGCAUAUAAAUCGAUCGCACUUUGACCCUCUCAGCCCUAGUAUCAAUAAUGGAGCAAGCGGAAAUUCCCACGUCGAUACACUGAGCGCACUACAGUGUCCUAUCUGCGCAAGAGCCUUCGAGUCGGGUUCGGAUCUAGAACUACACGUUAACAUCGAGCAUCGUGACAUCUUGAGUCCUGCUAAAGCUGAACGCCAUAACGGGGAAACGCCGGCUGCGGCCGCCAUGAAUGGUAGCCUAACCGGAAGUCUCUGUCCCGUUUGUGGAAUAUCGUUUGACCACAUGAAAACUGCCGAGAUGGAGUUCCACAUUGAAAAACACUUUAGCAAAAGUCCAAUGGCAGCUGCUGCGGUUGAGCAACCGGAUAUCGAAAAACAGGCCCAGAAGCUUCGCGAACAGCGAGAAUUCGAAAUGCUUCGAGCCCAGUACGGCAUGGACGAUCAGGGGAACUUUCGGGAGCAGUCUGCCGCAGCGAUGCAGAGGGCUGUGUAUGCGGGAGAAAUGAGCGUUGCCGAUUACUACGAACGACAGGUUGGGCUGCGGGCAGCCGAAUCGCAUGGCGUGGACGACGGAUCCUCGUGUACCAAAUCAGUUUCUCCGAGAGUGCUAUCUCUGUCUUCUUCAUCGCCGAAUGUCCUGAAAACCUACGUGUGCUCCAACGUGGAUCAUUACGCGUCGAGUUACGGCGAUAAAGGAUGGGGUUGUGGCUAUCGGAAUCUUCAGAUGAUGCUGUCAUCUCUCUUGCAGAACACAACCUUUAACGAAGCUCUAUACUCGGCAUGGGGCUCCCAUGGUCCUUCGCGCACAGCAAUGCCCAGCAUCUCUCGGUUACAGCGAAUGGUGGAGGCAGCCUGGGCCCAAGGUUUCGACAUCCAAGGGUCGGAACAGUUGGGCUGUAAACUGUACAAUACUCGCAAAUGGAUCGGGGCAACGGAGAUCGUAACCGUACUGUCUUGGUUGAGGAUUCGCUGUGAGCUGGUAGAUUUCCACCGACCGACAUCACCGGACGGUCGGCAUCCCGAGCUGUUCAACUGGGUUCUCAGAUACUUCGAGGAGCCGCGGAUACACACUCCGCCACUGUAUCUACAGCAUCAAGGUCAUUCGCGUACCAUCAUCGGAAUCGAGCAACGAACUUCCGGACUGUCGUUGCUGGUGCUGGACCCAAGUCACGGACCCCGACAGGUUGCAGCCCUAGGCUCCUCACAGGAUUCUCUUCGACUAAUACGGAAAAAUUCGGCGGCUAUGCGAGCCCCUCAAUAUCAGGUUGUUGCGGUGAAAGGACUCAUCGAUACCGAGGAACAAUAUCAGGCGUGCAAAGUUUUACGAUCCCACAGAAUACCACCAGAUCGUUGACCUGCUGUAGUGACUUUCAUCGGUGUAAUCGUUCGUGUUGUUGCUAUCUAGUUUUAAGACAUUGGUUACCUAUUGAUUUUAUAUAGUCUAGACAAAAUUUAGCUAAUUCAAAAUAAUAAAAUACAAGCUCGAGAGGAAAUAAUCGGAACUAACUUAACAAAGAGCUAGUGAGAGAAACUACUUCUAAGUGAAAGUAGCUUUUGGAGCUCCUAUAACUAACUAUACCCAACUAAUCAAACGACACACUGAAGUAAAUUGUUCACAUCUACACCUAAGUACUACACUACACUCAACACCUAAAUUCAAUUACGACUUAUUCUAAAAUGAACCUCUAAAACUAAAAGGAAACACGGAACCUGCAAUCAACCAAAUUAAUACGUACUGUUACAAAUGGUUAAACCUGAAGAUAUCCUUUCUUAGUUCAACAAAUUUCAAUCACUUAUGAACAGAACUAACGAUAUUAGUUCAAAUAUAAAGAACACAAACGACCAUUUACGAAUUUCAAAUGAGGUGUCAGUUCAUUGGUGAUUAAAGGCUGAAUUUUAUUUAUUGCUACAACUAUUUUAUUCCCAAACCGUUGUAAAGUUCUCAAAAUAAAAAAUAGGUAACAGUUAGCUGGAUAUGUGUGAACAUGCUUGCCUUUGAAAAUCUACUAACAGUUCUGGAAGAACAUAGUGCAAAGUACCUUAUCGCGUGGAUGUCAAACAUUGGAUUGUGUUAUUGAUGCAUCUUUAACAUCUUUAUAAAAAAGCUAGUUUAUAGAAGGAUUCCAAAUUUCAGGGUUGAUCAAUUAUUUGUUUUUUUAAGGAAACAGCACAAAUAAAUUUGACACAUGAGGCCCUCUGAACCAAAGGAGUAUCAGUGCAAAAAUGAUCGUUUUAUGAGUUAGUAAUGCCAAACGAUUCCCCAUAUUUGAAACUCUAUUUGGUGAGUUUUUCAAAUUUUUAGAAUUUUAUUCAAAUACUUUUAUGUUCGAAAAAAAAAAUAAAAUUACGAAAGAUAUAUGGAAAUGGCCAAACACAACAAUUUAAAAGCUUCGUUUUUUUUGCACUCUCACUACUUUUGCUUCGAGGGCCUCAUAUAUAACUUGCUGUGGAAAACUGAAGGCGCUAUUUUUAAGCCAAAAGGUAAACGAGUAGUUUCUUGCAGCUCCUCCUAGUUUCGCCGAUUCAACAAUACACAACACUUCAAGAAGAAACAGCUUGGCACACAUUUUUGAUCUUCUUUGUUGAAGGUGUUAUUAUGUAUGGUGAAUGUUGGUAAUCCACCAUGGGUGCACGGAUUUACCGCAGUUUUACCAAAGUAUGAACGCCUCUGCUUUCUUCGUAUUAACAGUUCAGCGUAUCUCUAAUGCAGAAUUUUCCAUACAAAUGUUUUUUCGAAAAAAAAAUUAUGCACUUGUACUCCUUUGGCUUCGAGGGCUUCAUGUAUAACUAUUGCUGUGGAAAACUGAAGGCGCUAUUUUUAAGCCAAAAGGUAAACGAGUAAAUUCUUAGAGCUCCUCCUCGUUUCGCUGAUUCAACAAUACACAACACUUCAAGGAAAAACAGCUCGGCAUACAUAUUUGAUAUUCUAUGUUGAAGGUGUUAUGUAUGUUGAAUGUUGGUAAUCCACCAUGGGUGCACGGAUUUACCGCAGUUUCACCAAAAUAUGAUCACCUCUGCUUUCUUCGUAUUAACAGUUCGGCGUAUCUCUAAUGCAGAAUUUUCCAUACAAAUGUUUUCUCGAAAAAAAUUUUAUGCUCUUGUACUCUUUUGGCUUCGAGGGCCUCAUAUGUAACUGUUGCUGUGGCAAACUGAAGGUGCUAUGUUUACGCCAAAAGGUUAACGAGUAGAUUCUUGCAGCUCCUCCUAGUUUCGUCGAUUCAACAAUACACAACACUUCAAGAAGAAACAGCUCGGCACACAUUUUUGAUCUUCUUUGUUGAAGGUGUUAUGUAUGUUUUAUCUUGAUAAUCCACCAUGGGUUCACGGAUUUACCGCAGUUUCACCAAAGUAUGAACAUCUCUGCUUUCUUCGUAUAUUUAAACAGUUCUGCGUAUCUGUAAUGCAGAAUUUUCCAUACAAAUGUUUUCCCGAAAAAAAUAUAUACUUGUACUCCUAUGGCUCCAAAGUCCUCAUUUGAUUGCUGUGGAAAACCGAAGGCGCUAUUUUUAGGCCAAACGGUAAACGAGUAGAUUCUUAGAAGUUCCUCCUAGUUUCGCAGAUUCAACAACUUCAAGGAGUCUUGGAACACAUAUUUGAUCUUCUCUGUUGAAGGUGUUAUGUAUGUUGUAUGUUGGUAAUUCAUCAUGGGUGCACGGAUUUACCGCAGUUUCACCAAAAUAUGAACACCUCUGCUUUCUUCGUAUUAACAAUUUGGCGUAUCUCUAAAGCAGAAUUUCCUAUACCCGGCACCAUGGCUUCGCAUUAUCUGUUGUGGCUGUGUGUACUUCUUGUCAAUGUUGGUAUUUAUUUUGGACGAAUGUUUCAAGCACUUCCGCAAUCACUCAAAAAUUUAUAAAAAUUUACAAUUUUAUAAUUUUUCAUCGGGUAUUUCGACAUCCGUGUAUAUACCUGCAAAGUUGACAAGUGAUCGAUUAUUCUUCAUGAUACAGUUAAAUGAAAAAUUGAAUUUUCAAAAACCCUAGGCAUCUUACCUUGCUGUCGCGACUCUACUUACCUUACCUUAUACCCUAACUUGUUUUUUUCUUCGGCCUCCUUUUUUUUCUAAACUCAAAACAAAAGUAGCCUAAUUUUAUGAGUGAUUGGACCUAUAGAACCUAUUUUCCAAUAUGCUACCUUGAUACUUUUUCUCUCCCCACUUUUCAUCCAAACCUGUUUAAAAUUUUACCACACUUCCUCUCCGGGGACAGACUUUAUUUCCAGUUCUCUUCACUAGGACGCUUUCUGCAAGCUAUCUCUAAAGCAAUUAGGUGCCCUUUUGAUCUUCUAAGUUGAAAGGGUUAUAUAAAAUAUUUUUGAACUUCAAGUGCACAUUGACUCUAUAGAAUUAACGUGCAAAAUUGACUUUCGGUUUGAAGCAAGCAGUUUUUCAUGGGGUCUAUUUUUUUUAGUUGAGUUCCAAUAAGUUUGAAAAUCUACAACUGCUAAUUUUAGAAGCGAGCUGAUGUGUUCUUUACCUAAAAUGUUUGCCACGGUGGCCUUUUUUCAUUCACUCUAGUUUCAAUCAGCUUAUAAUUCAAUGAACGUUAUCGAAUAACUCUGACCUUUGGAAUCAACUUAACAGAGGCUGCAACGUGUUAACUAAACUAGCUUUAGAAAUAUAAUUUCACAAGUGCUGUUGCUUACAUCUAAACGCAUGUUCUACAACAAUGCCACAUUUCUGAGCAAGCAAGACGGAUGUCUUUUCAAUUCGUAGAAGCCAAGCUUCGAUUUAUCUGUAAGAUGGAUAAGUUACCUAUCUGUUGAUUUUCAAACGUCAUUAUCAUAAAAAAAUUUAAUAUAAAAAUACGCAAACACAAAACCAAAAACAAAUGUUAGCUAUCGGAAACGCUUCAAACAAUGAACAUAAAAAAAAAACAAAACCAAACGACAAUCCGGCUUUAGUUGUGAGAUUCAAAUCUUCUGACAAGAAAAAAAUAAACAUAUAUCAGUAAGCUGAACAAAGGAAACGAAAAUUAACCUGCAAAUGAAAUACCUGCUUAUAUGAACAAAACAAAAAAAACCUUGACGUCAAUGUUAAAUUAUUAAACCUAAGCAAAGCGAAAAAAAUUCAUUGAAAUACGGUACAAAAUUGCUGCAAAAUACUAACCUUAUGUGAUAAGCUAAAUAUCAUUUGAUGUGGUUUUUCCGAUUUUUGUUUUAGCAUCUUAUAAAGUAAAUUUUCCACGUUUGUUUGUGAGAUUUAUUGAUUUUCGAAAAUGUGUUAUUGUCUAUGUAUAAAAAAAAAGUUUUGUGAAAAAACUUAUAGAAAGUUAACAUUUCGGUUUCUAGUGUACUACUGUUUUGUGUAAUAAAAUGUGAACUUAAUCUUUGUAUAGGUAUUUUCUCAACCAUUUAAAGUAAUUGUAAGCAGAAUAUUACCAUAACGAAAAAGAAACACACAAACGCCGUAAACAACAAUUUUAAAAUGAAUUCAAAAGUCCAUUUUCGAUCGCGUGAAAAAAAAUCCAAACAGCGAAUUAUUUGCACGUUUAUACUUUAUACAAGCCAGCAGCAUUACAAUUCGUAUGCAAUAAAAGACGAAACCAAAAAUGCUUCAAUACAAAACAAGAUAAAAAAAUCAAGAAACGCUUUUUGCCAUCCAGUACCACUCAGUAACUUGUGCUUAGCGCAAAUAUUUUUCUUCUAUGAAUGUAUAUUAUUGUACUGUUUAUAUUUGACACAAACAUACAUACACCUGCUGACAAACAAGAAGGUACAUUUGCUAUGCGAGCCCCUCAAUAUCAGGUUGUUGCGGUGAAAGGACUCAUCGAUACCGAGGAACAAUAUCAGGUAAGUUGGAGGGAGUAACUCUUUUUUGAUUUCGAAAGGUUUGUUUUAUAAUUUGAGGUUCUUUGAAUUUAAACUGUUUGACCAAUUUAUUUUGGUUUAAAUUGUAAACCUGACUUAUUUCCGCAGUUUUUUCGUUGUUAAGUGUAUAAAACAGAGAUAAAACGUUACACGAUUUUUCUAUAAAAAAAGGUUGCAUCCGCCUGCAUCCGGACAACUAUAGAACCAAUAUUAAAACUUCUUUUAUUUUUUUCAUAAAUUUUCAAUUAUUUCUUACUUUUCUUCCAUAUUUUAGUAACCCUACAAAGCAAACUCAAAAUUAUUCUAUAAAAUCGCAAUAAUUUUAACUUGAAAAAGUCAAAACUGGCUUUAAAAACGCCAACCGGUCAUAUGGAAACCUUUUUAAAUUAUUUAUAAAAUCUACUAACCGUAUCGAUUUUUUAAAAGCUAUUUGCUUGAAGAAAAGGUUUGUUGGAAAAAAAAGGAAGCCAUUGUGGCCUGUAUGGUUCUAUAAAAUAGGUAAAAAAAAAUUUUGUUGAAAAAGAAUGAUUACCUACUAAGCGAAUUUUGAAGCUUUUUACGUUAAAAAUUGCAUCUCAGAUUUAAGUUAUUUUUUCGUUUUUAGGCGUGCAAAGUUUUACGAUCCCACAGAAUACCACCAGAUCGUUGACCUGCUGUAGUGACUUUCAUCGGUGUAAUCGUUCGUGUUGUUGCUAUCUAGUUUUAAGACAUUGGUUACCUAUUGAUUUUAUAUAGUCUAGACAAAAUUUAGCUAAUUCAAAAUAAUAAAAUACAAGCUCGAGAGGAAAUAAUCGGAACUAACUUAACAAAGAGCUAGUGAGAGAAACUACUUCUAAGUGAAAGUAGCUUUUGGAGCUCCUAUAACUAACUAUACCCAACUAAUCAAACGACACACUGAAGUAAAUUGUUCACAUCUACACCUAAGUACUACACUACACUCAACACCUAAAUUCAAUUACGACUUAUUCUAAAAUGAACCUCUAAAACUAAAAGGAAACACGGAACCUGCAAUCAACCAAAUUAAUACGUACUGUUACAAAUGGUUAAACCUGAAGAUAUCCUUUCUUAGUUCAACAAAUUUCAAUCACUUAUGAACAGAACUAACGAUAUUAGUUCAAAUAUAAAGAACACAAACGACCAUUUACGAAUUUCAAAUGAGGUGUCAGUUCAUUGGUGAUUAAAGGCUGAAUUUUAUUUAUUGCUACAACUAUUUUAUUCCCAAACCGUUGUAAAGUUCUCAAAAUAAAAAAUAGGUAACAGUUAGCUGGAUAUGUGUGAACAUGCUUGCCUUUGAAAAUCUACUAACAGUUCUGGAAGAACAUAGUGCAAAGUACCUUAUCGCGUGGAUGUCAAACAUUGGAUUGUGUUAUUGAUGCAUCUUUAACAUCUUUAUAAAAAAGCUAGUUUAUAGAAGGAUUCCAAAUUUCAGGGUUGAUCAAUUAUUUGUUUUUUUAAGGAAACAGCACAAAUAAAUUUGACACAUGAGGCCCUCUGAACCAAAGGAGUAUCAGUGCAAAAAUGAUCGUUUUAUGAGUUAGUAAUGCCAAACGAUUCCCCAUAUUUGAAACUCUAUUUGGUGAGUUUUUCAAAUUUUUAGAAUUUUAUUCAAAUACUUUUAUGUUCGAAAAAAAAAAUAAAAUUACGAAAGAUAUAUGGAAAUGGCCAAACACAACAAUUUAAAAGCUUCGUUUUUUUUGCACUCUCACUACUUUUGCUUCGAGGGCCUCAUAUAUAACUUGCUGUGGAAAACUGAAGGCGCUAUUUUUAAGCCAAAAGGUAAACGAGUAGUUUCUUGCAGCUCCUCCUAGUUUCGCCGAUUCAACAAUACACAACACUUCAAGAAGAAACAGCUUGGCACACAUUUUUGAUCUUCUUUGUUGAAGGUGUUAUUAUGUAUGGUGAAUGUUGGUAAUCCACCAUGGGUGCACGGAUUUACCGCAGUUUUACCAAAGUAUGAACGCCUCUGCUUUCUUCGUAUUAACAGUUCAGCGUAUCUCUAAUGCAGAAUUUUCCAUACAAAUGUUUUUUCGAAAAAAAAAUUAUGCACUUGUACUCCUUUGGCUUCGAGGGCUUCAUGUAUAACUAUUGCUGUGGAAAACUGAAGGCGCUAUUUUUAAGCCAAAAGGUAAACGAGUAAAUUCUUAGAGCUCCUCCUCGUUUCGCUGAUUCAACAAUACACAACACUUCAAGGAAAAACAGCUCGGCAUACAUAUUUGAUAUUCUAUGUUGAAGGUGUUAUGUAUGUUGAAUGUUGGUAAUCCACCAUGGGUGCACGGAUUUACCGCAGUUUCACCAAAAUAUGAUCACCUCUGCUUUCUUCGUAUUAACAGUUCGGCGUAUCUCUAAUGCAGAAUUUUCCAUACAAAUGUUUUCUCGAAAAAAAUUUUAUGCUCUUGUACUCUUUUGGCUUCGAGGGCCUCAUAUGUAACUGUUGCUGUGGCAAACUGAAGGUGCUAUGUUUACGCCAAAAGGUUAACGAGUAGAUUCUUGCAGCUCCUCCUAGUUUCGUCGAUUCAACAAUACACAACACUUCAAGAAGAAACAGCUCGGCACACAUUUUUGAUCUUCUUUGUUGAAGGUGUUAUGUAUGUUUUAUCUUGAUAAUCCACCAUGGGUUCACGGAUUUACCGCAGUUUCACCAAAGUAUGAACAUCUCUGCUUUCUUCGUAUAUUUAAACAGUUCUGCGUAUCUGUAAUGCAGAAUUUUCCAUACAAAUGUUUUCCCGAAAAAAAUAUAUACUUGUACUCCUAUGGCUCCAAAGUCCUCAUUUGAUUGCUGUGGAAAACCGAAGGCGCUAUUUUUAGGCCAAACGGUAAACGAGUAGAUUCUUAGAAGUUCCUCCUAGUUUCGCAGAUUCAACAACUUCAAGGAGUCUUGGAACACAUAUUUGAUCUUCUCUGUUGAAGGUGUUAUGUAUGUUGUAUGUUGGUAAUUCAUCAUGGGUGCACGGAUUUACCGCAGUUUCACCAAAAUAUGAACACCUCUGCUUUCUUCGUAUUAACAAUUUGGCGUAUCUCUAAAGCAGAAUUUCCUAUACCCGGCACCAUGGCUUCGCAUUAUCUGUUGUGGCUGUGUGUACUUCUUGUCAAUGUUGGUAUUUAUUUUGGACGAAUGUUUCAAGCACUUCCGCAAUCACUCAAAAAUUUAUAAAAAUUUACAAUUUUAUAAUUUUUCAUCGGGUAUUUCGACAUCCGUGUAUAUACCUGCAAAGUUGACAAGUGAUCGAUUAUUCUUCAUGAUACAGUUAAAUGAAAAAUUGAAUUUUCAAAAACCCUAGGCAUCUUACCUUGCUGUCGCGACUCUACUUACCUUACCUUAUACCCUAACUUGUUUUUUUCUUCGGCCUCCUUUUUUUUCUAAACUCAAAACAAAAGUAGCCUAAUUUUAUGAGUGAUUGGACCUAUAGAACCUAUUUUCCAAUAUGCUACCUUGAUACUUUUUCUCUCCCCACUUUUCAUCCAAACCUGUUUAAAAUUUUACCACACUUCCUCUCCGGGGACAGACUUUAUUUCCAGUUCUCUUCACUAGGACGCUUUCUGCAAGCUAUCUCUAAAGCAAUUAGGUGCCCUUUUGAUCUUCUAAGUUGAAAGGGUUAUAUAAAAUAUUUUUGAACUUCAAGUGCACAUUGACUCUAUAGAAUUAACGUGCAAAAUUGACUUUCGGUUUGAAGCAAGCAGUUUUUCAUGGGGUCUAUUUUUUUUAGUUGAGUUCCAAUAAGUUUGAAAAUCUACAACUGCUAAUUUUAGAAGCGAGCUGAUGUGUUCUUUACCUAAAAUGUUUGCCACGGUGGCCUUUUUUCAUUCACUCUAGUUUCAAUCAGCUUAUAAUUCAAUGAACGUUAUCGAAUAACUCUGACCUUUGGAAUCAACUUAACAGAGGCUGCAACGUGUUAACUAAACUAGCUUUAGAAAUAUAAUUUCACAAGUGCUGUUGCUUACAUCUAAACGCAUGUUCUACAACAAUGCCACAUUUCUGAGCAAGCAAGACGGAUGUCUUUUCAAUUCGUAGAAGCCAAGCUUCGAUUUAUCUGUAAGAUGGAUAAGUUACCUAUCUGUUGAUUUUCAAACGUCAUUAUCAUAAAAAAAUUUAAUAUAAAAAUACGCAAACACAAAACCAAAAACAAAUGUUAGCUAUCGGAAACGCUUCAAACAAUGAACAUAAAAAAAAAACAAAACCAAACGACAAUCCGGCUUUAGUUGUGAGAUUCAAAUCUUCUGACAAGAAAAAAAUAAA